AUGGCCAUUCCCACAAUUCUUAGAAUUCUUUUUUGGGGAAUGGUAUUUUUUAUGGAACACAGGGUCCAAAUAGCAAAGGCAGGGUGGCCCUCCAUCACCGUCCUGGCUGACGACCUCUCGUUGCCCUUGAAUCUGGAUCUGGCAAAAGAAGCCCCUGGCAAGGAGAUGAAGCCACGGCCCCAAGGAUAUCCCUUGAGGUAUAUGCUGAAGUUAUACCAGCGCUCGGCUGACCUGCAUGGGCAUCCUAGGGAGAACCGCACAAUUGGAGCUAAAAUGGUGAGGCUGCUAAAGCCCUCAGCCAAUGCAGUAAGGCCUCUAAGAGGUCCCUGGCAUGUACAGACCCUGGACUUUCCUCUGGCAUCAAACCAGGUAGCAUACGAACUAAUCCGAGCCACCGUGGUUUAUCGCCAUCAGCUUCAUCUAGUUCAUUACCAUCUCUCCUGCCAUGUGGAGCCGUGGGUCCCCAAAUGCCUGACCAAACCCUUUCCUUCUUCUGAAACGGGUUCCUUCAAGCCGCCUCUCAUGUCUAAAGCCUGGACAGAGAUGGACAUUACACACUGUGUUCAGCAGAGACUCUGGAAUCGCAAGGGACGGAGAGUCCUUCGCCUCCGCUUCAUGUGUGAGCAGCAAAAAGGCAGCGAGGUUCUUGAGUUCCAGUGGCAUGGCAUGGCGUCCUUGGAUGUCGCCUUCUUGCUACUCUAUUUCAAUGACACCAACAAGGGCAUUCAGGCUAAACUCGAACAAGGCCAAGAGGAGUUAACUGAUAGGGAAUCUUCUCUCAUGCGGAGUGCCCGGCAAGCAUGCAGCAUUGCAUCUGAUGUCCCUUGUCAGACUCAGGAACAUGACGGGUCUGUAAAUAACCAAUGUUCCCUCCACCCUUACAAGGUCAGCUUCCGUCAACUAGGCUGGGAUCACUGGAUCAUUGCUCCCCGUCUGUACACUCCAAAUUACUGUAAAGGAAUCUGCAGUCGUGUGCUACCCUAUGGCCUUAAUUCACCCAACCAUGCCAUCAUUCAGAGCCUUGUGAAUGAACUAGUGAAUCACAGUGUACCUCAGCCUUCCUGUGUCCCUUAUAAGUUUCUUCCCAUGAGUAUCCUUCUGGUUGAGGCAAAUGGGAGUAUCUUGUACAAGGAAUAUGAGGGUAUGAUUGCCCAGUCCUGUACAUGUAGAUAG
Arvicola amphibius (Eurasian water vole) is the source of this 1173-nucleotide messenger RNA. It is a transcript of the gene Bmp15, whose product is annotated as bone morphogenetic protein 15. NCBI's taxonomy places the organism in Eukaryota, Metazoa, Chordata, Mammalia, Rodentia, Cricetidae. Gene Ontology annotation, cellular component: extracellular region. The transcript is spliced from 2 exons. Gene Ontology annotation, molecular function: growth factor activity; cytokine activity. The record is from RefSeq and is a predicted model, not a curated record. Gene Ontology annotation, biological process: SMAD protein signal transduction; BMP signaling pathway. The coding region runs from base 1 to 1173 and encodes 390 amino acids.